Molecule: messenger RNA, 816 nt
Organism: Drosophila bipectinata
Lineage: Eukaryota; Metazoa; Arthropoda; Insecta; Diptera; Drosophilidae
Source: RefSeq, a predicted model, not a curated record
AUGGCGCCAACGCCCCCAAUUGAUGAUCUUGGUGAGGAUGGUGUUCCGGCUUUUUUUGCACAGGCCACAAACGAUGAGGAUGUCCCGGGCUUGAACCACCUCGGCUUUAGGCAGAUACAGGGAAUGGCUUUCCAGUUCGCCAUGGCGGCCCUAACGAGUUUCGCCAUAACCCAGCAUUAUCUGGUGAUGCUGUUUGUCCGCAUUCAGUACCAGAUCCUUAACUCCGAACUAAAGCUGGUGAUAGAGGAGAGCCGCUGGCUGAGCUACCACUCUCCACGAAAUGGAGUAUUUAUGACCAGGUGCUGCUACCUCGCGGACCAACUGGAGAAUAUCAGCAACUGGCAGGACCAGAUCCAGUCCAUUGUGACGUAUUUGGGAGAGGUGUUUGGCGUGCAGGGACUACUGGCCUACAGUGGAAACUACAUCAACUCUGUGGGCACCACUUACCUCACCUUCAGUCUCUACAAAUACGGACGCGAUACUAUUGGACUGCCGCUGAAAUCACUAAUAUUGUCCUUUAUUUGGUGCUUUUUUGAUUACCUUAAUGCUCUCAGGAGUCAUUUUCUUAUGCUGAGUAUUGAAGAUGAGCACCAGAAGACCAUGCGUCUGCUGGAGGAGCGCACAGUGUUUGCUCCCGGCUUGGAUGUACGGCUAGAACAGUCCUUUGAAGCCUUUCAGUUCCAGCUGGCCAGGAAUCCUUUGAAAAUGCACGUCAUGAACAUGUUUCCCAUAAGUCAUACGUUCACCACAGCCAUGUUUUCAUCAUUAGCAAUGAAUACUAUAUACCUAAUUCAAUACGACAUGGAAAAUUUUUAA